This is a messenger RNA of Trichomonas vaginalis G3, 632 nucleotides long. Its product is annotated as organellar and viral DNA polymerase type B. The transcript has a single exon. Lineage: Eukaryota; Parabasalia; Trichomonadida; Trichomonadidae. The annotation marks the transcript as partial. The record is from RefSeq and is a predicted model, not a curated record.
AUGAGUAUAGCUGCAUAUGCGUAUGAAGCUGACAGAGCUAAACGUUUAUAUUUUGGUCAAUACUCUCUCACACUUACUGACAAAUAUAUUGUUAUCAGUGAUGGAAAUACCGAGAAAUACAUAACAUGGAAGGACUAUGAAAAGUUUGACCCCAUUUUAACUCCAUGUACUAUGCCAUUCAUUGUAAAUGGUGAAGUUGUCAUGAAGAACGACACAACAGUAUAUAAGUCUGUUCAUGAAGCGUUAGAAUAUAUGUUGAAUCAUAACCCAAAAAGAUUUGACCCAAGCACUACACCAUGUGCAAUGCCUUUUAUUAAGGACGGUGAAAUCGUAAGAGUUCCGGAUUCAACGGUUUACACAGCUGUUCAAAACAGUUUACAAAACAUUUUAGCGAAUAUCUUUAAUUCAGAAACUACAGAAAUAAAAUUACCAUAUAUAACAGAUGCUAAAGAAAUUAAAUCAAAAACGACAACAUUAUUUACGUCACUUAAUGAUUUAAUGACUUAUAUCAUUAAUAUUCCUGCACCAACUAUAGCAUUUGAUCCAAACUCAACGGUUUGCAGUGUACCUUUCAUAAAUGACAGUUCAUUAAUUACUUUAAGGGAUUCGACAGUAAAUGAAUCAUUAAAGGC